AUGCAUACCAAAUUGGUUGCGGCUACCUUCGUGGCCGCCGCCUCUCUGGCUGGCGCUAUCCCGGACCGACCUAAGAUUUACUUCCCACAAAAGAUUAAGCGAGAGAUCACGAACAGCACAAUCACGACUGCGUCGGCUCUGUCUACUACGGAGAGCUCAUCAGGCAACACCCAAGAUAGCACAAGGGACCCUUUCUCGUUGUCUCAGUUCUUCAGCAGCCUUACUGGCGACCGUACCUCAUCUGCUGCAUCGGACUCUUCCUCGACUACCAGCCCAUCGACAAUAACUGUGGCUUCGUCGACAGCAACAGCUUCGACCUCCGAAUCCACGGCAUCCUCGGACGUUGAUACUACUGCGACGACCUCUGACUCCUCAGUGUCCACCAACAGCGACAGCGCAGUUUCCACAGCUUCCACAGCUUCCACCAGUGACUCGAGCAAAACCGUCGACGAAGUAGGCACUACUUCCCAGUUAAUUGCGCUGCCGACGCUUAGUCUUACCUUGGGGUCGACGGACUCGACCACAACAACAUCUACAGCUGCUAGCGAAACGACUGAGGCUACCACCACUGCAACUGACUCGAUUAAUACUACUGACACUACUGUCAGUGCCACAGGUAGCGCCGCCAGUGAGACACUCUCGACUACCGAUGCCUCCAAAACCGCCUCCACUGCCAGUGAAGUUGCUUCGGCCACUGAGGUCAGCGUUACAGCGACUACAACUAGUGACGCCGCCAUCACACUGCUGCCAACAGUCACGUCUUCAUCCACCGAUGGCGGGCUAGGCGGAGUUUUGACAUCUGUGGUUUCCGACGUCACCAGUGCGCUCGAUUCCACGACCAACGCAACCGAUUCAACUGCUUCAGCUACUGCUACCGACUCCACGAUCGUGGCCACAACCGCUAGUGCAAGUGAUGCCGCUUCGACAACUACUCAGGACAGUAGCUCGAGCCUCAGUUUGACGGAUGUUUUAAGUUCGGUUUUGGCCGACCCUACCACCACAACAUUUGCUGGUACAGCAGCAACGACAACAGCAAGCAGCUCCGCCAGCGGUACCGAUCUGACGGAUGUUUUGACUUCCAUUUUGGCUGAUCCCACAACUACAACAUUCGUUGGUACAGCAGCAACAACAACAGCAAGCAGCUCUGCUAGCAGCACCGACCUCUCGGACGUCUUGACUUCAAUUAUAGCUGAUCCCACAACUACGAGCUUCUCCGGCACAGCGGGCACCGCGGUCACAACAAGCAGUUCCGCUAGCAGCACUGACCUCUCGGACGUCUUGACUUCGAUUAUAGCUGAUCCCACGACUAGUUUCCCUGGUACGGCAGGCACCGCAGUCACAACAAGCAGCUCCACCAGCAGCAGCACUGAUCUCUCUGAUGUCCUGACGUCUUUACUUCCGACAAUCACAUCCUCCCCAACUGUCUCUACCAAUGUCAGUGAUUCAACCACAGUGGCUAUAUCGUCGUCGACUUCAGCCUCGGAAUCAGUUUCGUCCUCGGCCUCGGUGUCAGCCUCUGCUUCAGCAUCAGCAUCGCAAUCCAUUCCAGCCUCGUCCACAGAGUCCGCGUCGGUUUCGUCGUCAGUGUCAAGUUCAGUGUCAGUGUCCGCGUCUCAGUCGGCUACGACAACUCUCAGUGUGCCAGCUACUCUCUCUUCGUCAUCGGCUUCAGAUACGAUUACAAUCAUUCCCACUACGACCGGCACCAACACUACUCUGCCUGAAAGCUCCUCCACAAUUACAUCCAUUUCUGUUCCCACCACUACUGGGACUAAUAUCACGACAACAGAAUCCGAAUCGUUGUCUUUGACUACAGCACCAAGCACCAGCGUUACCACUGAUCUUCCCACCAUUUCUGUGAACACCACAGUGCCAGUCGUCACCACCAGUGAAGCUCAAUCUACGUCUACUGUUGAGACGUCGCCCAGUGUUACCAGCUCCACAACAGUGGUGACAAGCAUCCAGCCCACUGCCACAAUUACCAACUCUCAAUCAUGGCUUCCAACGACAAUUAUUGUCCAGCCAUCUACUUUUGUCUCUCAAACUAGCGUUUCGUCGUCGACCACGUCUACAGGCAUUCCUACUAGCCUACCCAAGGCUAUCACCCCGUAUGAGACGCCCCCAGCACAGCCUGCUGGCACCACACCCAUUCAGAUUUCUUUCGGGUAUGGUUUCAACUACGAGUGGAUUGCUCGACAGACAAUGGCCGCCGCUCAACUCUUCUCGCUCGUUCCUCAAGCUAUUGCAUUCGACCGUGGUAUCUCCGCCGACAAUAUCGUCAUGAAGAGUAUCGUCCCUUAUGAUACAACUGCACAACUUGGUUUCAUUACCUCGCAAGCAAUUCUUUACAUUCCUAGUGACACUGUUGAGCUGUUGAGACUGGACCACAAGAUUCCCUCGUCGGCUCUGUACACCAACCCCAACUCCCUUGUAUACAACAUGACCAGCCAGAUCAACCCAGCCAUUGAUAUUAUCAUUGGUUCUACUCUGGACGGCAGUGGAACAACCUCGACGGAUGGUUCAAGCCCCAGCAGCACCUCCACCAAUUCCAACGAUGCUUUUGGAUCUGGCAGUUCAUCUAGUGACCAGACGAGCGGACAAAAGGGAACCACUGCUGCCAUCGCCCUGGGUGCUGCCAGUGUUGCCGGAGCCUACGGUGCCGCCAUGUUCAUUAUUGCCCGCCGAUACAAGCGCAAGAAGCAAAGACACCAGCGCAGCAGCUCCGUCACCUCCCCUUCCGAGAUGCGACAGGCCGGCAGUCCCGCCUUGAUGGGCGGUGCGCUUCUCAGCCGCGACUUUUCUACAGGCAAUUACGGAGGAGUUGCUGGCCACAUGGGCGGUCCUCUGGGCGGCAAUAUGCGCGACAGCCAGGGCAGUGGCCGAAGCGGUAUGAAUAACUCAGCCCGCACCGCUUUCAUUUCAGCACCAGUUGCUGCUGAAAACUCUCUUGGCUGGAACUAA
Truncatella angustata is the source of this 2961-nucleotide messenger RNA. RefSeq lists its product as uncharacterized. The transcript has a single exon. Lineage: Eukaryota; Fungi; Ascomycota; Sordariomycetes; Amphisphaeriales; Sporocadaceae. The record is from RefSeq and is a predicted model, not a curated record. Gene Ontology annotation, biological process: signal transduction involved in filamentous growth; hyperosmotic response; fungal-type cell wall organization. Gene Ontology annotation, cellular component: plasma membrane; site of polarized growth; extracellular region. Bases 1 to 2961 code for a protein of 986 amino acids. Gene Ontology annotation, molecular function: osmosensor activity.